AUGCCACGUUUGGGUUUGCGAUUUACUGAAAAAAGAAAUGGACAAAAUACAAAUGAUCGUAAAAAGGGAGUAAAAUUUCCAGACAGAUUGACGCAAGCUUGGAAGGCAUUACGACCAAACGUCUUUUCUCACGCAACUCAUUCAUCAUCAACGAGUAAAAAUAAGAGCUCAAAUUACGUUGUUAAAGCGGAUGAUUUAAUUUAUAUUCCUACUUUGGAGCAAUAUCACAGCAGAAAAGUUCAGCAGGAGAACUUGAGAAAACUAUCAAAAUCAUUCAUUAUGAAACAUAAAAUGGAUGGCAAAAGGAAAAAGUCCGCAUUUGGAAUUAUAAAUGAAAACAAUGCAAAAACAGAUGCGGUUGGAAAAAGCUAUGUGAAGGGUGUAAAAGAACAUACUGCCAGUGUACCGGAGCCAGAUGUUCUUCCCAAAAAGAAAUAUGGGGAUUGCCAUAAAGCACCACCCUGUGACGCAUAUCCUUUCCAACAUAAUAUAGAAUCCAUGAAUACACUUGAAGAAGUAAAAAAGCUCUACAGAAGUGUGCCAAAUUUAAAUUUGAGUAUAGCUUGGGAACAAAAUUUGAAAAGGCCUAACAGUAUACUUUGUUAUCGAAAUGAUAUACGCAGGAAUGACCAGUUCUGUGAAUCCUCCAGAGAUGCUCUCUCUAGUAGUACUCCACAUUUACUCUUAAAUGCGUCCCCAACCGAUAGCGGAUAUCGUUCUGCACCGCGGAUUUCACCUUCAUCACCGCAUACUUUAUUAAAUCACCAAAGAAGCGAAUAUUCUGCAUAUCAGUCAGCAACAUAUCGUCGUCGUUGCCGGCAUUCACUUGAACGAACACGUGGAUCAGUAGUAAAUGGUAAAUCACCAGAACCAUCAUUUGGUUCACACAUCACUCAUUAUGACGCAAGCAAUUCAAUUUUUACGCAAACUUCAAAUGUCGAAUAUGGAUCAGAAAAACCUGCUUUCAUAGCACCAAAUGGAGGAGAAAGCAAUCAAAAGUCAAAAUCAUCCGCUAAAACAAGGCAGAUUCGAAUCAGAAUAAAUGUUGAAGUAAGGGAAAGCAGGCACCAAGUCUUAAGGAAGAAAUUUCACUUAAGUGAUGUAGAAAUAAUGGAAGUGAUAAAACGUGGAAGAUGCAAAGAGUAUGGUGACAUUGUUGAUGAUCAAGCAGUAACAAAGUUAAAAAGAUGCUUGGAAAAUACUAUAUACUUGAUGGCUGAUGAGAUUCAACGUCUCUCUCAGCAAUUCAUUAAGUGCCGUAUUAUCGACGUCAAAACUGCUGUAAAGGUAAUGUUUCGCACUUCAGUAGCUGAAUGCUGUAUUAAAGCUGGCAUGCAGGCCAUUUCAAUUUAUGCGCUCGGGGGAUCGGAUGCAUUUAAAAUGAGUUUGCAACGUCGAGCCUGCUUAUCCUUCAAUGUUGGACAUUUGUACAAAUGGAUGAUCGAAAAUCGAAUCAGCGAGAUUAUCUUAGAUGAAAUUGUUAUAUUUUUUUGCGCUGUACUGGAAUGUCUUUUGGAAGAAAUCAUUCUUGCCUGCGUCACAUUUAAAUUAAACGAUGGCAAUUUAACGAGCCAAACUCUAAAUAAAAUAUUAGAUGGCCAAGAAAACGCUAGGAAACUUUUCGAACAAACUGAAAAACGAAUGGUGCUCGAUGGUGACAUCAUUUAUUUCUAUUUUUUAUGUGUAAAAAGCACAGAUUUCAGAAGUCCAAAGGAAUUCGCCCAUUCAUGCAUUAGUGAAGAAUGUGAACUGCUCAGUUUUCUUGAAAUGAGGCAAAUUCUCACUGAUAACAACUCUGAAGAUUGUGAGUCGAAUUUAAAAAACUGUGCAUUAGCUUUUACUCGAAAUGGAGCAAAAGCAUUGUUUUACUAUUUAAACAGUUCAAAACAUUUAUCCAGUGGUGUUCAUAAUUGUUCACCAGAGGAAAAACUUGGUGAAUGGAUCAGAAUAUCAGAAGCGUACGCAAUUCAUCAUUCAGCUACUGCUGUCGACGAGGAUGAUGUUAGACAGGCAGCUAGAGUUUUGCUCAAUCUAGACUGUCCUCCACGAUUUAUUGACUUAAGCAUCAAUAAAACUUUAUCGAAAACAUCAGUUAACAAUACAGAAACUUUACUGAGACAGGGAAUUGCUUUGCAGUUGCUAAAGUCCGAUUCUGAGGAAGUUGUUAAAAUGACAUUAAAUCAUCUUGGACCUGAUGAACUACAUUAUCAUAAUGCAUACGGUUUAACGCCACUCUCAGAAGCAAUUCUCAUCGGAAACAAUCGAGCAGCGGAUGCAUUGAUAUCACUUGUACCAACAUUGUGUAAUUCUGUGCCAAAUGAACAAAUUAUCGAAAAUUGCAAUGACUCACUGAUAGAUUUCAUUGGGUGGACAUCUCUAACAUGGGCUAUUGCACGGAAAAAUCAGGCUUUGACUGUACGGCUUAUUGAUGCAUCGAUACAAGUUGAAAGCAAUACAGUGAUCAAAGAAACACCAUUACAGAUAGCUACAAUAUUAGGUCAGGAAGAUAUUGUGAAGAAGUUAAUAAAUUCUGAAGCAAAUCCAUUCCGAACAACAAUGAGCUACGAUUUUCUAAGAUCUAAUUUUCGUCACGUAGGAUCUCCAUCAGCUAUUGCAUUAGCUGCGAUAUACAAUCACAGGCAAAUCUUAAAAAUGAUACUAUCGUCAGGUGAUUCUUUGACAGAAACAAACGACAAGCUUUUGGAAGAAACCCUGAGCUUAAAGGAUUUUCUUGAUCGAAGUGAAGGAACGAAUGUGGAUAAAAUUUGCGUCACCUCCCAGAGUGAAGAACAACAAGAGGCAUUUCUUGAGGCAAUGUAUUAUGCGGCUGAAAUGUGGAAUAUUGAUAUCGCUAUGGAUCUACGCAAAAUUGGUGUAGCGUGGAAUCUGCAUACAUGGAUAACGUGUUUUGAAGCUGUUUGUGCUCAGAACUAUCGUGAUUAUGAGCUUUCAUUGCUUGAUGACUUUAAUUCUCGUUUAGCAGAUGAACUAACGUCCGAGAAUUUUUUUGGACUUGCAACUUUGUUGUUUAAAAUUGUGCGUAGAGAAUGUCCAAAUGCAACUGAUAUAUUGCAAAGAACAGCGACAAUAAUAAGUUUUCUAUACCAGCGCAUGCAUGUUGUUCAGAACAAAACAUUAUUAAAGUCAGAAAAUUAUGAAAGCCACCAACAAAAUCGCAAAUCAGUGAUUGAUUUGAGAUUUGUAAACAAUCCUGAUCUCGCUGAUAUUACUUUUCUGGUUGAAAAAAAAGUUUUCUACGGCCAUCGCAUUGUUUUGAUGAAUACAUCUGAUGUCAUCCGGAGACUUUUAUUUGAUAAGAACAAUCAAAUAUGCCUGGAAAACAUCUCUUUUCAGACCUUUAAUCUUCUGAUGAUUUACCUUUAUUCUGGUGGGCAAUAUGGAAUAAUCAGUAACCAACCAUUGACGCAACAACUAGAAUUAAUUAAAGCUGCUCUUCGUUUCAACCUCAGUUCUUUGAAAAACGAAGCGAUCAGAAGUAUCAAGAUACUUAUGUGUAGAGAGACUGUUACUGAGGCAUUCUCAUUUGCUGUGGUUUGA
Molecule: messenger RNA, 3558 nt
Organism: Thelazia callipaeda (thelaziosis nematode)
Lineage: Eukaryota; Metazoa; Nematoda; Chromadorea; Rhabditida; Thelaziidae
Source: the annotation of a GenBank genome assembly